Molecule: messenger RNA, 2167 nt
Organism: Nestor notabilis (Kea)
Lineage: Eukaryota; Metazoa; Chordata; Aves; Psittaciformes; Psittacidae
Gene: PDK3
Product: pyruvate dehydrogenase kinase, isozyme 3
Exons: 10
Coding region: 28-1110 (360 amino acids)
Biological process (GO): protein phosphorylation; regulation of glucose metabolic process
Cellular component (GO): mitochondrion
Molecular function (GO): pyruvate dehydrogenase (acetyl-transferring) kinase activity
Source: RefSeq, a predicted model, not a curated record
GACAAUGCAUGUGAGAAGACUUCAUACAUGUUUCUGCGGAAAGAACUUCCAGUGCGACUAGCUAACACCAUGAGAGAGGUCAAUUUGUUGCCUGAUAACUUACUUAACAGGCCUUCAGUUGGGCUAGUGCAGAGUUGGUACAUGCAGAGUUUCCUUGAGCUUUUAGAAUAUGAAAAUAAAAGUCCUGAGGAUCCUCAUGUUCUGGAUGACUUUUUAGAUGUUUUAAUUAAAGUCAGGAACAGGCACAAUGAUGUGGUUCCAACCAUGGCGCAAGGGGUGAUUGAAUACAAGGAAAAAUACGGCUUUGAUCCAUUUGUUAGCAGUAACAUCCAGUAUUUUCUAGAUAGAUUCUACACGAACCGCAUCUCUUUCCGUAUGCUUAUUAACCAACACACACUUCUUUUUGGUGGAGAUAUUAAUCCUGCUCAUCCCAAACAUAUUGGAAGUAUUGAUCCUAAUUGUAAUGUAGCAGAGGUGGUUAAAGAUGCUUAUGAAACAGCUAAGAUGUUAUGUGAACAGUACUAUCUGGUGGCACCUGAGCUGGAAGUUGAAGAAUUCAAUGCUAAAGCUCCAAACAAGCCUAUUCAAGUAGUCUAUGUACCUUCUCAUUUAUUUCAUAUGUUAUUUGAGUUAUUCAAGAAUUCAAUGAGAGCUACAGUGGAAUUGCAUGAAGGUAAAAAAGAAGGCUAUCCAUCAAUCAAAACCUUAGUCACUUUGGGAAAAGAAGAUCUGUCUAUUAAGAUAAGUGAUAAAGGUGGAGGUGUACCUUUAAGAAAAAUAGACAGAUUGUUUAACUACAUGUACUCAACAGCACCCAGGCCUAGUUUGGAGCCCUCGAGAGCUGUGCCUUUGGCUGGAUUUGGCUACGGCUUGCCAAUCUCUCGUCUGUACGCUAGGUACUUUCAAGGUGACCUUAAACUGUACUCCAUGGAAGGUGUUGGUUCAGAUGCUGUAAUUUAUUUGAAGGCCCUUUCAAGUGAAUCAUUUGAAAGACUUCCCGUUUUUAAUAAGUCGGCGUGGCGACACUACAAGACCACACCUGAAGCAGAUGACUGGAGCAAUCCUAGCAGUGAACCAAGAGAUGCUUCUAAAUAUAAAGCAAAUCGAUAAUUUGCCACCUUCUGUCUCUUAGAGAUGACCUCUGCAUUCAGUAUAAAGUCUCUGCUUUGUUCCAAAAUCCUUCAAACCGCAGUAGCUAAUUACUUCCAAACAAAGACCUAAUCAGGGCAUUGAAAAAUACUAAGAACAAAGUGAUAAUUGGGACUUAAAGAAAGGCAGUAAGCAUGUUUGGUAUGUGAAUCCUGUCUACUUCACCCGAAUAUGCUUGGUUGCUUCAGUCAUGCAUUGACAACAGGGAUUGCACUGAUUGCACUUCAGAAUGCAAUGUUGUAACAAAAAGAUACUAUUUGAAAUAGCUGAUUUUUGCUCCAAGGUAAGGAUUGGCCAGAUGUGCAGAAUACCUUUAAAUGAUGAAUAGUAUCUUGCACAGCAAUAUGAUAUAAGAGAAAAGUUCUAAUGUAGUUAAACAUAUGUUUGAAAUUCCACUCUGCUGCAUUUUAUAUUGCACAGUGUCACCUGUUACAAAAAAAUCCCUUUGAGCUCUUCAGAUCUUGUAUCAAAUGAGCUUCUAAAUGCAUAGUUCUAAAAAGGGUUGUGCAGCUUUAAACUGAUGCUUUCCCCAAAUUCCAGAUCCAUUUGUCAAGUGCAUUCAAAAGUUAUGUUGUUGUAAGACACUGGGUUUUCCACUUCUUGGUAUGCACCUUCAUGAUUUUCUUGACACACAAACACAGAAAAGCAUUUCUAUACAUUUUUCCUUGUUUUGUGGAAAGUAGUUGGAUCAUCUCUCCGUAUAAGGAAUUCUGUUAAUCCAGGGGCAGGGGGUAAUUCAAUUUCAUGUUUAUUGCCUAUCAUUUUGGGUUGGUUGGGGAGGGGAAAGAAAUGCUGAAAGGCCAGACAGCCAGUCAUACAAAUGAAUUUGCCUUAAGAGUGUCGGCUGCUUGGAACCAGAUUAGUUUAAAACCUGUAAAUAGUUUGCAAAGUUAUUUAUAUAUUCAAUGUCUGACUAUAGUCUGGUAACCUGAAUUUGUAGUGUAUAUAAAGAUGUUGUACACCAGCUUUUGGAAAGUGUCAUUGGUCUAAAUACAUGAAACUGGAGAUACCAUAGAAA